AUGACGGCGCAUGUCCUCUCACUACAUAUCGCGGAGUUUGGCAACCAUAGCCUCGAUCCACUCGCCCGACACCUGCCUUUCGGAAUGGAGGGCAUCAUGGAGCCCGAAGCUGAUUCUCCGAUCAAAGACGACGGCCGGGGGCGACGGAGAACGAGGGACGACGAGCGCGGAGAUGAUAGCUCCGACAAUGGAAGCGAUGGGCAAGAAGGCGCAACGGGGUCUUCGAGGAAGCGGAGGAGGAGCAGAAAAGGCUUGGAUAAGAAGUUUGAGUGUCCUCACCCGGAUUGUGGCAAGAGCUAUUCGCGGGCAGAACAUCUCUAUCGGCACCAGCUGAACCACAACCCCAAGCAGAUCUAUCACUGCGACUUCCCUGACUGCCAUCGCUCGUUUGUCCGGCAGGAUCUCUGCGCUCGCCAUAAGGAAAGACACACAGCCCGCGGCUCGCAAGUGCUGCGAAGAGAGACCUUCGUGCACAACAUCAACCCAAUCGUGACAUCGGCCAUGGCUGCAAGAAAUGCCGCCGAAAGGCUUGGCAUGCCUCAACACUCCCCCACGGUCCAACCUCAGAUGGGGGGCAAAGCGUUCGUUAUACCACAAUCGCCGGCGUCCGGCGCUCUCAGCUCGGGAACCCUGGGCUCAGACAGCACGCCCCCGAUUGAUCAGACGUUACCCUCACCCACGGCUGGCGACUUGAAGUCAAGACACUCGUAUAGCGAGCAGCAAUAUGGAAGCAGCGCGAGGCUUUCUGUGCCAAGGAGCCCGUCGGGAUACGCUGCUCUGCAACGGCAUUCGAGUCUGGGCUCUCUGAGCAACGGAAGGUCGCAAACAUUCCCCUCCAGUGGAAAUGACUUUGUCCGGCCGUCACUGCCUAUGCAGGCAUCAGCAGGUACUGCCAGCGUGCAGGGCUUGCACAUAAAGACAUCAUACGGCACGGCAUCGGCAGGGCCCCCUCCGCCAUUCAGCUCCUCAACACCCACGCACACUCCUACCUACCCUCCGCCCUCUCCUGUAGCCUAUCACCCCCAACAGAACUUUCCGCCGUUCUCUACUCUUCCGCCUCCGGGCUGGAACACGAUGAGCCAAAUGCCGAGCCCUCGCAGUAAUAACAGAGACUAUACGAUACCCACAUCCAUAAGUAUAACCUCUAUGGGCAGUGCCGCACCCACUGACACUCGAAUGACUAAUGUGCCGGAUCCCAGCAUGCUGGGAGGCAUGACGCCGAAUGUUGCUAUGCCGAUGUUUGGCGCUGGAGCGGAAGGCUUUAGCCGGUCUCCGUUUGCUAUGGCAGACGACUUUACCGCGUGGUUGUUCAAUGACUCCAACUUCGGGCCUUCAGCGUCCCCUAUAGGACACCCCAGCGCCAACGGUAUGAACCUGAUGAACUCGCAGUCGCUCAGUAUGCAAGCGCCCUACUUCAACUAUGACCCUGCCGGGAGCGGGCACCUGCCUCAGACAGCGCCGGCCAAGCAAGUGAUGGCCGUUCACAGCAUCCUCGACAUUACAUUACCCGAAUCUGCGCUCUCCGAGGAGAAGAGGCAGCAGUUGUUAGAUCUGAUCACAGGCCGGUUUAACGACACAGACCACACAGUGACUUGCAAGCAAAAAGAGGAGCUACUAGACGGCGACAUGAACGACGAACACCACGUCCUCAGCCUCACCAUGAUGCAAACCUACAUCAGCUCCUACUGGGCGCACUUCCACGCCCAAGUCCCGAUCCUGCACCGCCCCACCUUCAACGCCACAACCUGUCCCCCGCUCCUGCUCCUCGCGCUCAUGGCGCUGGGUGCCUCUUGCCUCGAGAAAAGCUACGGGCUUGAGCUGACGGAAGCCGGCUCGCAGCUCUCCAAAUUCAUUGCCUGGCACCUGCGGUGGGAAAUCUUCAUGAACGCCGACUUCCGGCCGCCGGCAAAACUUUGGGUCUUCCAGGCACUGCUGCUGCUCGAGAUCUUCGAGAAGCUGUACUCAACCCGCCCGCUGCACGAGCGCGCGCACAUCCACCACGCUACCACCCUGACGCUCAUGCGGCGUGGGAGCUCGCUCAUCGGCCGCUCGUCGCUGGAUUCUCCGCCUGUCAAGGACUCCAAGGCCAGCAGCGCCAGCGGCAGCACGGCGGUCAACCACUCCGGCAUCAACACCCCCGACGAGUGGUGGAACCGCUGGAUCACGAAUGAGGCAACUCGCCGCGCCGCCUUCGCCGCUUUUGUCAUGGACUCCAUCCACGCGACCAUGUUUGGCCACUCCGCGGUGAUGGUCGCGCAUGAGAUGCGGCUCCCGCUCCCCUGCGACGAGGUCCUCUGGUCCGCGACCUCCUCUGCCGACGUCGCGCGCCUCGAGAGCGGUAUCCAAGCUGCCGGCGGGAGCGGCACCGGCAAUAAACCCAUCACGUUCCUUGACGGCCUGAAGAAAACGCUAAACGGUCAGCCUGUCCGCACGAAUCCCUUCGGACGCACGAUAUUAAUGGCGGGGCUCCUGAGCGUGAGCUGGCACAUGAACCAGCGCGAUCUCCAAGUCUCGUCGCUGGGUGUGAGCCAGGCGCUCGGGGGGCGAGAUCGGUGGCGCGGGAGUUUGACACGGGCGUUUGAUUUCUGGAAACGAGACUUUGACGAAAGUCUUGCGGCUAAGUCGCCCAUACAACCCCACAACAGCAGCGGCGGCGGCGGCGGCGGCGGCAGCAACGGCGAAAACAGCCCCUACGCCGGCACUAGCAGCAGCAACCCUGGCGUCCUCGACACCGAAAACACCUUCGAGUCCCGCACAGUCCUGCACCACCUCGCGCACAUGGCCAUGCACGUCGACAUCGUCGACUGUCAGAUCUUCGCCCGCGCACGCCGGCUGCUGGGCCGCAGCAUCACGGCGCAAGAUUACGCAGGGGCGGCGCGGCGUAUGAAGGAGGGUUGGGCGCCUACCGCCCGCGCUCGAGACGCGACGUUCUAUGCGCUGCGGUUCUUGAGACGGUGUCUUGUUCCCCAGGAUGAUCAUGACAUGCGGUCGCCUUCGCCGUCUGCUGCGGCGGAGAAGGGCAGAGUUACGGGAGGAGGAGGAGGAGGAGGAGGAGAGGUAAGCUUCAGCUACUCCGCCCGCGACGAUUUCCUGCUCAAUAGGCCCUGGGUCCUCUAUUUCGCGUGUCUGGUAGUAUGGUCCUAUGGCUACGCGCUCGAUGGGCCGUUGUCGCCGCCCUACAGCCUCCUUACUCACGACGAACGCGUGCAGGAUCUGCAGGGGUUCCUUAGACGGGUGGGAGGGGUCAGAACGCCUGAAGAGCUUAGUGGGGUUCAGAAUCGGAACGCGUGUCUGGGGCUGUUGGUGCUGAUGAAGGAGGUUUUUGAGGGCGCGAGGUGGGAGCUGCUGCAUGAGGCGGGGAGGCUGCUGGGGAACUGUGUUGAUAUGCUUGUGCCGGGAGGUGGGGCGGGAGUGUGA
Molecule: messenger RNA, 3417 nt
Organism: Coniosporium apollinis CBS 100218
Lineage: Eukaryota; Fungi; Ascomycota; Dothideomycetes
Exons: 3
Coding region: 1-3417 (1138 amino acids)
Biological process (GO): regulation of transcription by RNA polymerase II; DNA-templated transcription
Cellular component (GO): chromatin
Molecular function (GO): DNA-binding transcription factor activity, RNA polymerase II-specific; zinc ion binding; RNA polymerase II cis-regulatory region sequence-specific DNA binding
Source: RefSeq, a predicted model, not a curated record